UGAAUAGAAAUUCUGAAUCAAUGUUAUAAGAUUGUUCUGAAAGACAAAAUGGUUGGCCAGGUAGACUGAAACAAAGGACAUAAGAUGGCUGCUGACCAGACUUGCUGGAACAGCAGCCUAGGAGCGAAUACACAAUCUCUUGCAGUUACUGUGUAGUCAUGAAUAAAGGAUCACAGGCCCAGUCUGACAAGAUUGAGGAAUACACAACCCCCCCUAGCCAGAAAGACUAAGGAAUGUACUGGUCUGAGAUUAUGCGUGGUUCCUCUAACAUCCCCUUAUAUGGACAUACUUGGUUUCCUGUUUCUCCCAACGUGUUGGUCCUUUGAUCGGGGGGAAUGUGGGAGGUGCUAAACGGUGGCAUUAACAUAUAAAGAGCCUUGCAAUUAAGGGCAGGCAGCUUGACUCUUUGCCAGGUUGUAACCUGUGUGGAGACUCCUGCUCAAUAAAACGUACGUUUAAAGCAACCCUGGUGCCUGGUCGAUUAUUGUCGAAACAACCGAUGUGAGAGAAAAACGUGAAUCAACACAUUUUGGUGUCAGAAGUGGGAUGUCAACCAGCGACUGAUCGAGCCGGCGAGUGAAUCCACUGGGCGACGGGAUCGAUGUGAAGGGUGCGCAGCCAAGUGAGUAGAUUUAGUUAAAUCUCCUCUUGGUCCUUCCUCGUAUCCCGGCGUAGCAGGGUAAUUCGCUGACUUGCGUCAGUUGGUGGGACGACAUCCGAACAUUCCGGUUGUGGGCACGGGGAUAGGGCCGUCUCGAGGAUUAUCCUAGUCUGAUCGAGCGGAUAAAACACCCCGUAGAGGGGGACCGUAGACGGUAUAUAAGAGGAGUGCACUGUGUAUAGGAAGUUAACUAGUUGAAAGAGUUAACAAGUGGUGAGUGUUAACCGAGACCAAGGUACCCCCGUAUCUCACAGAAAGUCCGCUUUAAAGUGGCCGAGUGAGAUACGACGGAACCAAGGACUCACGGUUAACCCUGAAAUUUUGUUGUGAUAAUUGUGUAAUAAAGUUAACUAGUGUUGAGACGUUAACUGAGACCAAGGUACCCCCAUAUCUCACAGAAAGUCCACUUUAAAGUGGCCGAGUGAGAUACGGAGGAACCAAGGGCUCUAGGUUAACCCUGAAAGAGUUAGCAAGUGGUGAGUGUUAACCGAGACCAAGGUACCCCCAUAUCUCACAGAAAGUCCGCUUUAAAGUGGCCGAGUGAGAUACGACGGAACCAAGGACUCACGGUUAACCCUGAAAUUUUGUUGUGAUAAUUGUGUAAUAAAGUUAACUAGUGUUGAGACGUUAACUGAGACCAAGGUACCCCCAUAUCUCACAGAAAGUCCACUUUAAAGUGGCCGAGUGAGAUACGGAGGAACCAAGGGCUCUAGGUUAACCCUGAAAGAGUUAGCAAGUGGUGAGUGUUAACCGAGACCAAGGUACCCCCAUAUCUCACAGAAAGUCCGCUUUAAAGUGGCCGAGUGAGAUACGACGGAACCAAGGACUCACGGUUAACCCUGAAAUUUUGUUGUGAUAUUGUGUGUAAUAAAGUUAACUAGUGUUGAGACGUUAACUGAGACCAAGGUACCCCCAUAUCUCACAGAAAGUCCACUUUAAAGUGGCCGAGUGAGAUACGGAGGAACCAAGGGCUCUAGGUUAACCCUGAAAGAGUUAGCAAGUGUUGAGUGUUAGCCGAGACCAAAGUACCUCCGUAUCUCACAGAAAGUCCGCCUUAGACUGGUUGUUAAGAGAGGAAAUCCUCCACGCGAAGGUCAGGAAUUGAAGUGACCGAGUGAGAUACGGUGGAACCAAGGACUCGCGGUUAACCCUGAAAUAUUGUGUGUAAUAGUAAUAAGUUUAAAAAUGGGUAAUGGUAUGGACACCAGUUGUCACCCAGACCGGCCAUUACAUCAGCUAUGUUUCUUGCAUCCAGAAAUGGAGGAGACCUUUAGGCGUAUGUCGGGAGGACUCUUUCAUAAACUGGGGAAGGAUGAAUGGCCUGAAGGGGGUUAUGAGUGUGUUAUCAAGAGCCCAAAGUGUAAUAUGGAGAACGGAUAAAAAAAAAAAAAAAAAAAAAAUGUAAAAAGGCCAUUCAGUUGUGGAUCGAUCAUUGUAACAAAGAAAAGGCACGGUCUUUAACGGCCAGUUGGCAGAGUAAUGCCUUGAAACUAGGAAUACCCCUGACCGAGGGGGGUCAGGAGAAGUCAGUGACAGUAUUAAAACAGGAAUGCAGGCAUGCUAAGGAAAGUAAGGAUCGUCAGGAGAGAGAGACAAAAUAUGGCCAAGGUAGAUAAAGACUUACGUAAGUCGGUGGCUGGCAUAGAUUUGGGAGGUGACGACGAGGAGGAGGUAGAGGAUUAUCCUUGGGGUGUCCGUGGAGCACCCCCGUUGAACCAGCCUGCCCCCGUUGCCAGUCCUGUGUAUCCUCCUGCCCUCUGCGGUAGCCGUAAUCAAAUGUGCGGCCCACACGACAGGAGAUUCCCCGGUCCAAAUCGGUAACAGGUUGGCUGACGAUGCGGCUAAGUGUGCUUCACGCGGUAGAUUUAAAGUGGUGGGUAGUAUGAUGAGGCAGGUGAAAAGCCUUUAUAUGGGCUCGUCUGAAUCUGAGAAACCUAUGCCAACCAUAAAUGAUGUAUUGCUCUUACAGGGGGACGCCUCUGCUAAUGUUAUAAUGGAAUGGGAGCAGCUGGGCUGUCGGAAGGCUGACUCUGGAUUGUGGCUCACGCCGGCCGGACAGACCUGUAUGACAGACCAGUUAGCGACCUGGGUCGUUGAUUGCCUACAUUUAGCCACUCACUGUGGGGCCACCUUGCUAGUAGACGCUCUCUUACAGGCAUGGUGGCAUCCUCGACUUAAGGUUUUGGCAGCCCAAACUAGUGCGCGGUGCCUCACCUGUGCUACACACAACCCUGGUAAAGGAGUUGUCUGCCAGACGGGUCGUACUCCAUUACCUACUGCUCCGUUUGAAACCUUGCAGAUGGAUUUUAUUGAUUUGCCUAAGUGUCAGUGUUAUAAACAUGUACUUGUUAUUGUUGAUGUGUUUUCUAGGUGGAUUGAAGCCUUUCCAACCACUGAUUGCACUGCCUCUACGGUGGUGUCUAUUUUAUUACGGCAGGUUGUUCCUCGUUUCGGGGUUCCAAACACCAUCAGUUCGGAUAACGGCCCUCACUUCAUUGCCGCUAUCAAUAAAGAAUUGUACAGACAGCUGGGCGUAACCCAGCGGCUGCAUUGUGCUUAUCGCCCACAAGCUGCAGGAAUGGUGGAACGCUUGAACCAGACCCUGAAGACCAAGCUUGCCAAGCUGGUGGACCAAUCAGGCUCCACCUGGGUUAAAAUGUUGCCUGUUGCUUUGUUCCAGAUCAGAGUCCUUCCAGCAGGGAAGACAAGGUUGUCUCCUGCAGAGAUCAUCUAUGGCCGACCUCUGCGCACCCCUUGGACAGACAUUAUCCCGGCCACAAUGACGUUGCAUCACAUGACGGAGGAGAUGAUACGAAAUAAAUCACUGAGAUCAGGGUCUUUGUGGCAUUAAUAUGUGUGGCGACCACUGCCAGGUUAAUCGGUUUUGGCUGGAAAUGGACAAAGCCUGAACACGGACGGAACAAACGAGGAAAAGAGAGGGGAACGAGAAAACUCCAAUUUAUUCAUCCAGGCACACAACGAGCUAUUCGGGAAGGGGCAGGUGGUUUGUUAUCCACAAAUGACAUCAGUUACCUCCCUGUUUACCCCAUCCCCUGCAUGGGGCAGAACUGAACGACUGGUGAAGUGCCAGGACAAAAAACCGGUCCCUGUCAAGCCCGAUUAAUGGUGGCCUUAUUGGGUUUGGGGACCACCCCCGAGGAAGCUAAAAGUUCUGUACGAAUGAUGGUCUUACAGCGUGAGCAGCAGAGACUGUUACCAUUCCCCAACGACAGCGAAAACGAUGAAGUGCGUGAGGAAGGAGAAUUGGGGAUAAAGGUUGGACGGUCCAAGAAGCCUUGGCCAGGGAACUAAAAGGUUACGAGUUUUGGCGAAUGGGACUUUUAAAUGGACUAUGAGUGUUGCCAUAAGAAUGGCAAAAGGGGGGAAUGAUGAAUAGAAAUUCUGAAUCAAUGUUAUAAGAUUGUUCUGAAAGACAAAAUGGUUGGCCAGGUAGACUGAAACAAAGGACAUAAGAUGGCUGCUGACCAGACUUGCUGGAACAGCAGCCUAGGAGCGAAUACACAAUCUCUUGCAGUUACUGUGUAGUCAUGAAUAAAGGAUCACAGGCCCAGUCUGACAAGAUUGAGGAAUACACAACCCCCCCUAGCCAGAAAGACUAAGGAAUGUACUGGUCUGAGAUUAUGCGUGGUUCCUCUAACAUCCCCUUAUAUGGACAUACUUGGUUUCCUGUUUCUCCCAACGUGUUGGUCCUUUGAUCGGGGGGAAUGUGGGAGGUGCUAAACGGUGGCAUUAACAUAUAAAGAGCCUUGCAAUUAAGGGCAGGCAGCUUGACUCUUUGCCAGGUUGUAACCUGUGUGGAGACUCCUGCUCAAUUAACGUACGUUUAAAGCAACCCCGGUGCCUGGUCGAUUAUUGUCGAAACAACCGAUGUGAGAGAAAAACGUGAAUC
Messenger RNA from Leucoraja erinaceus (little skate), 4571 nucleotides. Its product is annotated as protein NYNRIN-like. Lineage: Eukaryota; Metazoa; Chordata; Chondrichthyes; Rajiformes; Rajidae. The transcript has 2 exons. Gene Ontology annotation, biological process: DNA integration. Bases 2544 to 3512 code for a protein of 322 amino acids. Gene Ontology annotation, molecular function: nucleic acid binding. The record is from RefSeq and is a predicted model, not a curated record.